Molecule: messenger RNA, 960 nt
Organism: Trichosurus vulpecula (common brushtail)
Lineage: Eukaryota; Metazoa; Chordata; Mammalia; Diprotodontia; Phalangeridae
Product: olfactory receptor 2G3-like
Exons: 1
Coding region: 1-960 (319 amino acids)
Biological process (GO): G protein-coupled receptor signaling pathway
Cellular component (GO): membrane
Molecular function (GO): olfactory receptor activity; G protein-coupled receptor activity
Source: RefSeq, a predicted model, not a curated record
AUGGGCCAAGGGAAUAAGACAGCUCUGGCUGAAUUUCUCUUCCUGGGCCUCUCAGCCCGCCCUGACCUCCAGCCCCUCCUCUUUGCAUCUGUGCUGGCCUCCUACCUGGCCACUCUUCUGGGCAAUGCCCUCCUGGUGUCCCUGAUCCUCCUUGACAGCCGGCUGCAUCGGCCAAUGUACCGCCUGCUGACUCACUUGGCUAUGCUGGAUGUGUCCUAUGUGAGCACCAUUCUGCCUCAGGCCCUGGCACACAUGCUAGUCCAGAGGCGGUCAAUUCCUUUUGCCCGCUGUGGCAUUCAGCUCUAUGUGGCCUUCUCUCUGGGCAGCACCGAGGCCCUCCUCCUGGCCUCCAUGGCUGUUGACCGCUGCCUAGCCGUCUGCCGGCCCCUUCACUAUGCUGCUAUCAUGACUCCAGGUCUUUGUGGGGGUCUGGCAGGUGGUGCCUGGGCCCUGGGCUUCUUGUUUUCUGUGCCCAAUGCAGCUGCUGCUCUACGCCUGCCUUACUGCAUCGGGCGCCCACCCAUUGACCACUUCUUCUGUGAACUGCCAGCAGUUCUGAGGGUGGCCUGUGCUGACACGACCCCCAAUCGGAUUCUAGUCUCUGCCAUGGGUGUCCCCAUCCUUCUGGGGCCCUUUGGCUGCAUUCUGGCUUCCUAUGGUCUCAUCUUGGCCACUGCCCUGCGCCUCCCCUCUGCCCAGAGCCGCCGCAAGGCCCUCUCCACCUGUGGAGCCCACUUGGCUGUGGUUGGCCUUUUCUAUGGAACUGUGAUGGCCAUGUACCUGAGGCCCAAGGGACUCACCCCAGCUGGGCACCACAAGCUCACAGCAGUCUUCUACACAGUGGUCACUCCACUGCUUAACCCACUUAUCUACAGUCUGCGGAACAAGGAUGUCCACAGUGCUGUCAGGUACGCCAUUGCUCGCGUCAAGGGGAUGAGGGCAGGAGCCAUAGAAUCAUAG